Molecule: messenger RNA, 998 nt
Organism: Phyllostomus discolor (pale spear-nosed bat)
Lineage: Eukaryota; Metazoa; Chordata; Mammalia; Chiroptera; Phyllostomidae
Gene: NPSR1
Product: neuropeptide S receptor 1
Exons: 7
Coding region: 1-897 (298 amino acids)
Biological process (GO): neuropeptide signaling pathway; positive regulation of release of sequestered calcium ion into cytosol
Cellular component (GO): membrane; cytoplasm
Molecular function (GO): neuropeptide receptor activity
Source: RefSeq, a predicted model, not a curated record
AUGAUCUUCAUGGCUGCCAUGACUGAGCAGCUGGUAACGCUGUGGGUCCUCUUCGUGUUCACCGUCGUGGGAAACUCCCUCGUGCUGCUCUCCACACGGAGGAGGAAGAGGAAGUCAAGGAUGACCUUCUUUGUGACCCAGCUGGCCCUCACAGUGCCCAGGUUUCUCCGCCGCACAAAACCCCUGACCUUUCCACCAUGGGCCUCCCCUCCCUCUGCGAGGUCACACAGCUCCUCUCGUUUCUGUCCCCAGGUUGUGCUGCUGUAUGCCUCCACCUACGUCCUGGUGUCGCUCAGCAUAGACAGGUACCACGCCAUCGUCUACCCCAUGAAGUUCCUGCAAGGAGAAAAGCAAGCCAAGGUGCUCAUCGCCACGGCCUGGACCCUCUCGUUCCUGUUCUCCAUCCCCACCCUGAUCAUAUUUGGGAAAAGGAAACUGGCCAACGGCGAAGUGCAGUGCUGGGCCCUGUGGCCCGACGACUCCUACUGGACGCCGUACAUGACCGUCGUGGCCUGCCUGGUGUACUUCAUCCCUCUGGCCAUCAUCAGCGUCAUCUACGCCAUUGUGAUCCGAACCAUUUGGACCAAGAGCAAGGCCCACGAGAUAGUGAUCUCCAGCUGCUCAGAUGGGAAGCCGUGCACCCGUUACAACCGAGGGCUCAUCUCAAAGGCAAAAGUCAAGGCCAUCAAGUACAGCAUGGUCAUCGUUCUUGCCUUCAUCUGCUGCUGGAGCCCGUACUUCCUCUUCGACAUGCUGGACAACUUCAGCCUCCUUCCGGACACCAGGGAGCGCGUCUACGCCUCCGUGAUCAUCCAGAACCUGCCUGCCCUGAACAGCGCCAUCAACCCCCUCGUCUACUUCCUGUUCAGCAGCCACGUGGGCUUCCCCUGCCGGUGAGGGGCGCCCGGCCGCUCCCACGGGUGUCGUCCUCCUCCCAGCGCUCCAGGCAGGCAGCUGACACGGGGCCGGAAAGGUCCCACAAGUGUGACGGCCCAGGC